AUGUUGGAUUCUUGGAGAAAGCGAAACGCCGAGAAAGAAGAGGAAAGAGAAGAAGUUGUGGCUAAAAAAUCGAAAACGACGGAGAAGAAAAUAGAAGAAUUGAAAGUAAAAUUAAAGGGUGUCGAGAAGAGUUUGGAUGAAACUUGUAACAAUAUUACGAAUACAAUAAGAGAGAAUUCAAUGAUGAGACAGAGAGUUCAUAUGUCAUUUCGGAAUUCAAGAAGGGCAGUUCAGAUGAAGAAAGAGCUGACUGUUCAGGUGAAGAAAACUGCCAGACUGGAUGAGACUCAGAAGUUGAAAAUUGAAAAAAUGGAAAGAAAACUUGAUAAUUUCAAAGAACAAGAUGAAGUUUACACGGAAGCGAGGGAGAAAACAGUAGAAAAUAGAGAGAAAUGGAUGGAACAACUCGAUAAUAUUCAGAAUAAUGACGACGAGACGAGUGAAGAACCACCGUCAUGGAAAACUUGUGAAAUCUGUGCAUCUCCAUUUGAAAAACUAAAUGGACGAAUUCCACGUGUUUUGAAAUGCGGUCAUACGAUCUGUACUGAUUGUGCUGAACAUUUCAUCCAAAACGGAUUUGUUCGCUGUCCGUAUGAUCGCCAAAUCUUCAAAAUCGAAAACGGAGGAAUCUAUGGAUUACCGACAAAUCGAGUCUUAUUGAACAUGUGA
Messenger RNA from Caenorhabditis remanei, 669 nucleotides. RefSeq lists its product as uncharacterized. Bases 1 to 669 code for a protein of 222 amino acids. The transcript has 2 exons. Lineage: Eukaryota; Metazoa; Nematoda; Chromadorea; Rhabditida; Rhabditidae. The record is from RefSeq and is a predicted model, not a curated record.